AAAUAUUAUAAAGAUAGCCAAAAGGACAAUGCAGUUAGGUUGUCAAACAAAAAUUUUGCAAUCAUUUUUGGUUAGUUAGGUAAGAGAAAAGUUGAAACAAAAUGGGAAACAAAGUAGCCGUAUUUACUGACCAACAAUUGGAAAAUUAUCAGGAUUGUACAUAUUUCGCUCGUCAGGAGAUACUUACUGUAUACAAACGAUUUCGAGAUAUAGAUCCAAAAAUUGUACCAAACGUUAUGACCAAAGAUGAACCACAUACUAUAUCGAUACCGAUGGAAAAAAUAAUCAAAAUGGCCGAAUUAAAAGAAAAUCCAUUCAAAGAAAGAAUAUGCAAAGUAUUUUCACAUGAUGGAACAGGAAAUUUAACAUUUGAUGAUUUUAUCGAUAUGCUUUCUGUGUUUAGCGAAAAUGCUAGCCGUGAUCAUAAAAUAUUUUUUGCAUUCAAAAUAUACGAUUUUAAUGGUGAUCAAUUGAUCAAUGGUGAUGAUGUUGAACAAGUUGUACAAGCAUUAACACGAAAUGAAUUAAGUCAAGAUGAAAUAGCCAUUGUAAGAGAAAAAGUAUUGGAAGAAGCUGAUAUCGAUGAUGAUAAAUGUAUUUCAUUUUCCGAAUUUCGACAUGUCAUUAGCAGAGCACCAGAAUUUCUCAAUACAUUUCAUAUGCGAAUCUAAAUUGUUCCAGAUCCAAAAAAAAAAAAGAAACAGAUAUUGUCAACUGACAACUGAUUUAUUCAAUCAUUUUUUUUAACAGUAAAAAUAGAUAUUCUAAUA
Molecule: messenger RNA, 770 nt
Organism: Dermatophagoides pteronyssinus (European house dust mite)
Lineage: Eukaryota; Metazoa; Arthropoda; Arachnida; Sarcoptiformes; Pyroglyphidae
Product: calcium and integrin-binding family member 2-like
Biological process (GO): calcium ion homeostasis
Molecular function (GO): magnesium ion binding; calcium ion binding
Source: RefSeq, a predicted model, not a curated record